AUAACUAUGAACGUAACGGCAAAUAGAACGGUUGAAUUUGCCCUGCGAGCGCUGCAGCUUAUCUUUGCAAUCAUCGUCAUAGGAACAGACGGCUACGCUAUCCACGUGUUUCGCGGCCAUACUGUCUACGAACACUUCGAGUUCGGCAACUUCUACGAUUACUACGGCGUCCCUGAUGCGUGGGGCUUCUUAAUGUUCUGUGCUGGGUGGACAUUUCUGGGCGUCAUAUUUCUCCUCAUUGCUGGAAUCAGGUUCGCGGAUCAUGCAUUGAUUGGCUAUGUUCGUAUCGCCGUCGAGGCUGUGGCUCUCCUCUCAUGGCUUGCUGGUUUCAUUGCUGUGGCUGUUAACAUAGGGAGCAAUGCAUGUCCGGCAGAAGAGAACAGCUGUGGAUCACUCAAGACUGCGACAGUCUUUGGGGCAUUGGAAUGGCUGCUAUUCGUGAUUACCACAACCCUGACUAUCAGGCUCGUCUUCAACAGCACUCGGCGGUCAAAGAAUUCUACA
This is a messenger RNA of Talaromyces proteolyticus, 504 nucleotides long. RefSeq names its product marvel domain-containing protein. The record is from RefSeq and is a predicted model, not a curated record. The annotation marks the transcript as partial. Gene Ontology annotation, cellular component: membrane. Lineage: Eukaryota; Fungi; Ascomycota; Eurotiomycetes; Eurotiales; Trichocomaceae. The transcript has 2 exons.